This is a messenger RNA of Echinostoma caproni, 1746 nucleotides long. NCBI's taxonomy places the organism in Eukaryota, Metazoa, Platyhelminthes, Trematoda, Plagiorchiida, Echinostomatidae. The record is from the annotation of a GenBank genome assembly.
AUGGUUGAAUUAGCUUCAAGAAAUCUUCUACUCCCGUUGGAGUCCGAUUGGGUUGAAAAAGAAGAGAGAGGAGGACCAGCAAAUUAUUUGCUUGAUACUGGUAAUUUGAAAAUUCUUAAUUCCGCAUCCCCAUGUUUCCAAGAAAUCUUUUACAAGCUACGGGGAAAUAGUUUCGUUCAAGCAGAUCCAAACGAAGUACACUUCCACAUAACUGAAAAUCGAAACAGCUGUAAAAAGCCCUACAAGAGGCGACUAUACCUUAUCAAUGUGGCCACAAAAUCGACCAGAGUGAAUUUUAUCCCACCGGAAACUAAGUGGUUCAAGUUAUUCUAUUCUGUUCCGAAACCAUUUGUUCCGGGUUCUCGAAUCAGUUGUACUGUCACAUUCGAACCCGAUAAGACAAGAUAUUAUGAGGAUGUGAUUCGAGUUCACACAGAGGUUUUGGCCUUCGAAGCACUGAUUCGUCAAGAUGCGAACGAAGAAAGACGGAAUCAGGUACGUUGGCAAGCCAAAACUGGACAACAGCCGAUUUCGGCCGGUAAACGUGAGCAGAUUCGACGUGAAUGGGAGUCUGCAUGGCAAAACCAUUUGAACCAGUGCACAAAUUUGGAAAGUGUGCUUCAAAAGCCGAUAAUUAAAUACCCUGAACUAAUUAGACGGAACGAGGACAACAACAGUGUUCAACCGCGUCCACAUCGACCUGCACAAGCUUCGUCUAACCUCACUGUGACACCAUCAUUCCGAACUAGACGACUUCCUACAGAUGGAUGGACAAAAAGGUGGGAUCGGCUUAAUCGAUUUCGUCAUGCUGUAUCCAAAUUGAUUAUUCGACAGCGAAUGACAGGUCGUUUGAAGAUGAUCAAAAACCAAAUUCAUGUCAAAUCCAUCAAUGAAGAAAAUGAUGGUUCCGAGGAAGAGCUGAUCAUUCCUGAAGAUAUAAAGGACAAAAUCGGGUAUAGAAUAACUAAAAACUCGUUGGAUUCAAUGAAAAGAAAAAUGCCUUUUUACUGGACGGAGCAGAUCAGAACCAGUGCGACCGAAUAUAACAAGUAUCAGCCCAAUGUAGAACCAUCUCAUCAGUCGGCAAUCGAUAUCGCUGAAGUGACUGCUACUAUUGCGAUGCCACCACAGAGUUGGCCUGUGUUCGAACUUUCUCCUCCUUGGGAAUGGCAGUUAGCGGGUUGUGAGAUGUUUGACCCGUUGGAAGCACGUGACCUGGCUUUGCUUAUCAGCGACCCAGCAUCAAUGGAAGUACAAUGGAUGGUCCCCUUCCUGGAAUCUCGGCUGGACAUUGCUCAACGUGAAGACAAGAUCACAGUUUCUGAAAAUAAACUGACCUAUAUUAUUCCCACGGAUAGGCGAUUUCCAAUCGGAGACCCCAUGUCUCUGGCCAGUAGUGUGCUGAAGCCAACCAAAGCCGGAACUCUGAGUAGUGUUUCAGUCAUGAUCUGUUUGAAGGAAACAGAGUCCUUCGUGUCUGAGAUCAGAUCCGCGGAAAAUGCAUUAGGGGACUACAAAAGUGACGCGGAUAGCAUCGGCAGUAAUGUAGCUCAGACCAUGGAGGAUUUUGUCUCACGAUUUCCCGAGAUAGAAGUGACUGUACGUCCUUGGAUUGCGAGAGUGCACAAAUUUUCUGAGCAAGACGAAAAUGGGAAUGAAACUUUUCUGGAUCGGUUCGCAAUGAAUGAGGCAACAACAGCAACAAAACAUGUUGAAACAUCUGUAGUGAAAUUAAACUGUUCUUAA